Messenger RNA from Pipistrellus kuhlii (Kuhl's pipistrelle), 2081 nucleotides. RefSeq names its product LIM domain only 4 (gene LMO4). The transcript is spliced from 5 exons. Lineage: Eukaryota; Metazoa; Chordata; Mammalia; Chiroptera; Vespertilionidae. The record is from RefSeq and is a predicted model, not a curated record. The coding region runs from base 789 to 1286 and encodes 165 amino acids.
GUCAGUAACACAUGUGUGCGGGGCGCGGAGGCAGCGAGUGAGCCCGCCCGAGGCCAGCGCCGCCGCCGAGCAGCGCAGCGGCGACCCGGGCAGCAGCCCCGGCAGCGGCGCAGCCUCCCGCGCGCCGGGCCCGGCGGCCGCAGCUCCCUCCCCGCCUCCUGGCGGCCCGCCCCCCGGUCCCCGCACCCGCACCCGCCGCUCCCGGAGCUGUUGUUUCUGCAGCGGCUGCUCCGCGGCCGGAGGCGCAGGAGUCUCGGCCGUGCGGCCGCCGCCGGCCCGGAGCGAGCGGGCGCGCGGGAGGGAGGAAGGCGGCGGCGGCGGCGGAGGAGGAGGAGGAGCGGGCGGCGCGGGCGCGGGCGGGGGCGGGGGCGCCGGGCGGGGAAGCUACAAAGUGGAGCCACAUUGCCAAACUUGCAGCCGCGAUUGCAGCAGUUGCUGCCGCUGCGCCCGCGCCUGAGCCGCGCCGCGCGGGCCGAGGGCUCCCUCCGCCGCUGUCGCGCCGAGCCGGAGGCGGACGGAGGACCAGGACUGAGACGGACACUUCUGUGCCCGGCCGCCUGCCGCGGACGCGGGGGUCCCCCCAGCCCGGCUUCAGAGCAACGCGUUAAAAAAAAAAAAAAAAAAAAAAAAAAGCCUGUAGCCCCAUCCUCCCCUUUCCUGGUUCUGCAAGUGCUCCCCCUCCCUCCGGCCGAGGCGCCCCUUCCUUGGAAGCCGAGCGGCUCCGCUCGCUCGCAUUUCGCCGCCGCCGCCGCCUCUCGCAGUGUUCCAAUAUAGGGGAGAAGCAGACCAUGGUGAACCCGGGCAGCAGCUCGCAGCCGCCCCCGGUGACGGCCGGCUCCCUCUCCUGGAAGCGCUGCGCAGGCUGCGGGGGCAAGAUCGCGGACCGCUUUCUGCUCUAUGCCAUGGACAGCUACUGGCACAGCCGCUGCCUCAAGUGCUCCUGCUGCCAGGCGCAGCUGGGCGACAUCGGCACGUCCUGCUACACCAAGAGUGGCAUGAUCCUUUGCAGAAAUGACUACAUUAGGUUAUUUGGGAAUAGCGGUGCUUGCAGCGCGUGUGGACAGUCGAUUCCUGCGAGCGAACUCGUCAUGAGGGCCCAAGGCAAUGUGUAUCAUCUUAAGUGUUUUACAUGCUCUACCUGCCGGAAUCGCCUGGUCCCGGGAGAUCGGUUUCACUACAUCAAUGGCAGUUUAUUUUGUGAACAUGAUAGACCUACAGCUCUCAUCAAUGGCCAUUUGAAUUCACUUCAGAGCAAUCCACUACUGCCAGACCAGAAGGUCUGCUAAAAGGUCAGAGUAAUGCAGAAUGCGUGCCUUCAUCUCAGAUUUUGCUCAUCACAGGUGGAUCCCAUGUGUCUUCAGUAGACAAGUCACCUUUGUAGCUAGCACCAGUGCCAGCUCCAUGCCAUUGCACCUUCUUUAGUCUUGAUUGCCCUUCCUGCAUUUAUUGGUGUAUUAAAAUGACUGAAUAUGAACAUUAAGGACUCCAUGAACCUGGGCUAAUGGGAGACUGUAGAGAAAAUGAAAAAAGAUCCACCAGAGGACAUUUGGGGGGUGGGGGGGAGGGAGCUGGGGAGGAGGGAAAUGACUAAUGAAGCUAAUUAAAAGAAGCAUUCAAAUCUGCUUUCUACCCUCAUUAACAAUUAGCAGGGCACUGGCCAGAGUUUGUACCCUGUGUUUUACCUUAACAACAUUCUAUUUGCUCUUUGUAUAUUUAAGUGUCGUAAGGAAAUGUGUUUCAAUCAAAACUGAACAUGGGAUAAAGAGAUGUGGCUUUUGUGAUAUUCUAUCACAAACACUUUUAUUGUAUCUCUGUAAAAUACAAUGUAUGUAUGCAUGUAAGUGUUUUCGUCCUAAUGUUGCUACUCCCAUGGCGAAGAAAAAGAACAAAAAAUGGAAAAAAAAAAAAUCGGAAAAAAACAAACAAAAAAAAAACAGGCUCAUAGCAGCUACUGUGUAGAAAUUUCCCCCUACUUCUAAUUUGCUGAAUGAAGAAAAAAAAAAUCUUUUAUUUGUGAUAUUUUCAGAGACAUUUGCUCUAGUAUGGUGUAUUUAAAUAAUAAAAACUUAAAAGAAAAAAUA